UUUAUUUCCCUUUGGGAUUCUUGAUGUAUUUUUGAAUUGAAUUGAAGAACAACACCCGCUAUGUCAUUUAAAAAUACUAAAAGUCCACUUCUAUUGUUAGAUCGCAGCAGCAACACGCAUGCGCCAAACCUGUAUAUCCAGAAAGGUAAACUUCGCUGAAAUUGGGGCGUGUUAAAACGUCUAAUAACUUCAGGGAAUUGCAUUUUAUUGUAUUUACGGAAGGUACGUGGGUCUCUUUUGUGUGCAAAGGUUUCAGCUUGAAUCCGCGUGGCUUUCGCCGGCUUUCUGGUCAACUAAAUCCUGUUUUUGGAAUAUUGUGUUGAAGACGGAAGUGAGGGUUGUUUUUCCCAAUCAAGCCUCUGAUUUAACCCCGCGCAUGUAUGACAGUCACUGGAUGCUUGCUGACCUGUUUUAUGCACACCUAUGAUUUCCUACCGAAGAUAGCGAAGAGUUUUAAUCUUUCUUUGAGGUUUUGCGUCGGGAUGGCAGCAGCGGCAGAGGAGAGUGGCCGCCAGAGCCCCGAAAGCAGCUGCGGUAGCAGCCCCGGCUCCGUGCAGGCAGCGCCUCUGACAGCAGGUGAUGGUGAACCUGGGGAGGCCGAGGAGUUCACCUGCUCGUCCUACUGCUCGGAGCUCUCCCGGCGGCAGAACGAGCAGAGGAAGGCGGGGAUGUUCUGCGACCUGACCCUGGUCUUCAGCUCCAGGGACGCGUCCGGCGGGGAGAGGCUCCUAACCUUACCUGCACACCGCACGGUCCUGUCCGCCGCCUCGCAGUACUUCGAGCUGCUGCUGGGCGGACAGUUUUCAGAGUCUCAAACCGGGAGAGUCGAGCUGAGGGAGUGGAGUUCUGCGGCGGGGCCCGACCCAGAGACCGUGGAGGCUGUCAUACACUUCAUGUACACAGCAGAGGUCAGGGUGACCAGUGCAAAUGUGCAUGAUGUGCUGGAACUCGCUGACAGGUUCUUGUUGUGUCAGCUGAAAAGCUUCUGUGCAGAGUUCUUAGCGAAGAAGUUAAAUCUUUCCAACUGCGUAGCUGUGCACAGCCUGGCGCACAUGUACAGUCUGAACCAGCUUGCUCUGGAUGCUGCCGAGACGAUCAGAAGAAACUUCCACAGAGUUAUUUACAACGAGGAGUUCUACACACUACCGUUUCAUCUGGUGCGAGACUGGCUGUUGGACUCUGAAAUCACAGUGGACUCAGAGCAGGAGUUGUUUAAAGCGAUCGUGAAAUGGGUCCACCAAAACUUGGAGGAACGGCGGAGAUAUUUUGAAGAGCUGUUUAAGCUUGUAAGGCUUCCGCAGAUUGCUGCCACCGACUUGACGCGUGUGGUUAGAAAGGAGCCCUUAGUGGUGAACAGCGCAGAGUGUCAGCAGCUGGUGGUGAAUGCUCUGGAGUUUCACGCUGUUUGCUCUGAGAGCCUUAAGUUGGCUGACGUAGAUCCGUGUACCCCUUACAUGGCAGCCAUCCAUCCACGUCUUGGUCAGAACAUGGAUGUGAUCAUGGUGGUAGGUGGUGUAUCAGAGAGUGGAGAAUAUCUCAGCGAGUGCGUUGGCUACUUUGUCGCAGAGGAUCGUUGGGUCAAUCUGCCGCACAUACACAACCACCUCGACGGCCAUGCCAUCUCAGUUACCGAGGAUCACGUUUAUGUGGCGGGCUCCAUGGAACCUGGCUUUGCAAAGAUGGUGGAGCGCUACAACACAAACCUCAACAGUUGGGAGGAUGUUGGCAGCCUAACGACGCGAAAGCACUCCUUCGGUCUCACAUGCAUCAGGGAUGUGCUGUACGGCAUCGGGGGUCACGGUAACUUCAGUCCGGGUUUUAAGGAUGUCACCAUCUAUAAACCGGAGCAGGAUGAGUGGAUCAGCCUUGAGCCAGCGCCAAAGAUCCUGCGAGAUGUAAAAACAGUGAGCGUAGAAGAUCGCUAUGUGUAUGUGAUGGCCAGGACCCCUGAAGACAUAGACCAUGAUGAUGGACUGCGCACCGUGACGAUGUGUUAUGAUACAGAGAGUCACAGGUGGAGGGAAGUGCACUCUUUACCUCUGAUUGAUAACUACUGUAUCUUUCAAAUGGCCGUCUCGUCCACAACCUUCUACCACACCGCUUCCUGCUGCCCUAAAAGCUACAAGGUUACAUUUGAGGCUGCUCAGCAGACAGUAAGCAGAAACAUCCCGGAGGACAUCCUCGACAGCCUUCCCUCAGAGGUUCUCGGCAUGGAAGGAGCUGCCAUCUGCUUCCUGGGCGGCGAUGUCUUCAUUAUUGGGGGGUGGAGGAACAGCAGCAACUUGGACAAGCAGUACCGCAAGGAGGCAUACCGCUACUGCGCCAAGAAGAAGCGCUGGACGCUGCUGCCGCCCCUACCCCAGCCACGCUGCAGAGCAGCAGCGUGCCACGUACGCAUCCCAUACAGAUACCUUCAUGGCAACCAGUGCUAUCCCAUGCCGCAAAACUUGGCUCGCCAACGAGACCACAUGCAGCAGAUACAGCAGCUCCACCGACGCACACUCACCAUGCGGAGACAGAUGCACUCUCAGAUUGAAUGCUAAAGUAGGAUUAAAGAUUAGCACUUUAUCUGCAAAUAAAGUCUUCUUAUCCUAAUAAUAUCUUCCUUUUUUAUAAUAAUAGACGUGAAAGGUAUACCUCGAGCUAGCUUAGAAAUUAAGGAAAGUCACAGACUCAAGAUUUAAAGCAAAACAAAUAUCCAUUUGGAUUUAAUGAUCAAACAAUGAACUAUGGCUUACUCUGUUAUUUUGUUCCUUACUGUAACACUGCCUAUUAAUGUAACUGCUGGUGCUGGGAUGUUUAAAAAUCUUGUUAAAUAUUAACUUUUAGGAACAUUUAGUUUGGACAAACUUGGGAAAAUUCCCACUUUUAUUCUUUUAGGCCUAGCAUUUAGAUUUAAAGUUCAGAAACGUGCAGGAAGGCUGCUUUUAUUUUUUUGGAAAGGGUAGUAAUUAAAGAUGCCAUAUUGUAAUGCCUAUAAUACUACUAUGACUAAAAAUAUGUUAGAUCAUACAAAUAUAGUAAAAUAUAUAUCAAAUAAAAAAUAUGUUCAAACAAGUUUAUUACAGGUAUAAUAAAAAAAUUUUGGCAUCAACUUUUUUUACUGUAAUGAAAUUCAUUUUAACUGCAAUUUAAGUGUUUUUAUUCUAUAUACUUUUUUUUUUUACUUGGUUGAGAUAUCUCAUUGCUGAUUUGAAACCAGGGAUUACUUAGUGGAUGUCUCUUUAAUUAUUUUAACAGAUUAUAAAAUGCACCUUGCUAUUUCAGUGCCUGUUUAUGAAUUAUUUUUAAGUCUUUAAAUAGUUUCACUGCAACAAAAACUGUUGUGUGAAAAUUAAAUAUUACUAUGAAACCAAAAAAUAUAUAUUCUUGGAAGAUGAAGCUGUUCUUUCUGGUGUUUUUGUGUCAGGAUGCUGUCUGAUGAAUCGAGUCAAUUUAUGAAUUCUGAGCACUGUAUUAGCUUUUUUUGUUUUGUUUUAUGUGAUAAGUGUGCUUUGGAGGAAGUAAAAACUAAAUAAAAGUUGAAAUUAU
Molecule: messenger RNA, 3531 nt
Organism: Girardinichthys multiradiatus
Lineage: Eukaryota; Metazoa; Chordata; Actinopteri; Cyprinodontiformes; Goodeidae
Gene: klhl11
Product: kelch-like family member 11
Exons: 2
Coding region: 381-2543 (720 amino acids)
Molecular function (GO): protein binding
Source: RefSeq, a predicted model, not a curated record